AUGAGGUCUUCUACCCUUACUCUGACCCUGUGCUCCCUCGCUGCUACGGCCUUUGCUCGCCCAGCAGAGUCGGUUGCCGAUGUUCCAGCCUCAUAUGUGCCAGAUCCAUCGAUGAUACAUGAGCCAGGCACCGGCUUUAAUGUUCGUGCUCUUCCAACAACAGAAAACGGUCUCUCGGGCGCUUGCAAAGCCGUUACUGUCAUUUUCGCACGCGGUACCGGCGAAGAUGGAAAUGUUGGGACCGUCGUUGGACCACAAGUGUUUGAGGCUCUUCGUGCAAGAUUAGGUACAUCUGCUGUCACCGUUCAAGGAGUCACCUAUUCCGCUACUGUCAUUGGAUAUCUCGAAGGAGGUGACCCAGCUGGAACCACCGAGAUGUUGAGAUUAAUCAACCUCGCUUCCACUCAAUGCUCAAGUACCAAGAUUGUUUUGUCGGGUUAUAGUCAGGGUGCUCAGCUUCUCCACAAAGCUGCGAGGAGUCUUUCUGCGGCUGUGACCCGUAAGGUUGCUGCUGGUAAAUUUCCCAAAGACCUGAAGAAUCUACAGUUCUAACUUCUUUAGUUGUCCUCUUCGGAGACCCAAAUAAUGGACAGGCUGUUGGAACCAUCUCUAACUCUUUGGUAUUGAAUAACUGCCAUGGUAGGUCUUUCAUGAAUUUCCUUUUAUUUUCCGAGUAUUUUUGGGCAAAAACCCUGGCUUUCCCUGAAACUGUCUUCCCAGGCUGUAAACUCCUUAAAAUAUGCCGAAUAGCUUACAAUAAUUGCAAUGCUAAAAUGAUGUCUUCAACAGUGAACGACAUCAUUUGCACCGGUCGUGGAGGUGCAGAAGCACAUUUGACCUAUGGAGAGGAUGCUGAAGCAGCAUCCAACUUUAUUGCUGCCAGAGUUUAA
Hymenoscyphus albidus is the source of this 890-nucleotide messenger RNA. Lineage: Eukaryota; Fungi; Ascomycota; Leotiomycetes; Helotiales; Helotiaceae. The record is from the annotation of a GenBank genome assembly.